Calidris pugnax (ruff) is the source of this 2917-nucleotide messenger RNA. It is a transcript of the gene LRRC70, whose product is annotated as leucine rich repeat containing 70. NCBI's taxonomy places the organism in Eukaryota, Metazoa, Chordata, Aves, Charadriiformes, Scolopacidae. The transcript has 2 exons. The record is from RefSeq and is a predicted model, not a curated record. The coding region runs from base 251 to 2173 and encodes 640 amino acids. Gene Ontology annotation, molecular function: protein binding.
UAAAAUGGCUUCCUGUCCCAGGGUUUCCUGUAUCCAUGGCAACCUGACUUUAACCACUUCUGCCUUAGUUUCCUGAGCGAACAGUUGCAAAUCCUGGGGCAAAAUGUGAGCACUGCAGUAUGCAGCAGUACUGCCUUUACAAAGGUUUCACAAAUGAAUGUAGUCAGUCAGCUUGUAACUUGUAGCCCAGUGAACUGCAAAACCACAAGAUAACAGAAAUAAUGAACUUCAGAUUUGGGCAAAGUCAGAGAUGAGUGAGAAGGCCAAAGACAGGGAUAUGUGUGGUCUGCAAAGUUCUCCACCCUGCCCGGGAGCAUUCCUGUAUAUCCUUAAUUGUUUUCUUUUGUUGCUGCUCCAGAAGGAGGCUCUUGGCUGUCCAGCUGCUUGCCAGCUCUGCACAGGGAGACAAGUUAGCUGUCGUAAUUUAGGGCUUUCGAGCGUCCCGUGGAACUUUCCAAAAACGACAAUUCUUGUGUACCUCAGUGGGAAUAAUAUAUCGCGUGUUACUCCAAAUGAACUGAGAGGCCUUCAGAAGCUUGCUGCACUCCACAUGGAUAAUUCCAGUAUUCUGUAUGUACACCCAAAAGCUUUUGUGGAACUCCCCAAACUGUGCUACUUGCAUCUAAAUAACAAUAAUAUUAAACGCCUGGAUCCAGGAAUCUUUCAAGGUCUUUCCAAUCUUCGUUGUUUAUACCUUCAGAAUAAUCAGAUAGCUUUUGUUCCCAGGGGAUUAUUUAGUGAUCUUCUUUCUGUUAGAUAUUUAACACUUCAAAGAAAUCGUCUCAGUGUCCUUGGAAGUGGGACUUUCUUGGGAAUGAUAAGUCUCCAAACACUUAACCUAGCCAAUAAUAGGAUUUCACGGAUAUCAGAUUCAGCAUUUCAUCAUCUUGAAAACCUUGCAUAUUUGUUCCUUGAAGGUAACAACUUAACACUUGUGCCAUCGAAUGCUAUCGGAAGGCUCAAAAAUCUUGAAAGACUUUCUUUGUCUCACAAUCCCAUUGGAUCAAUACAUCCUUUUGCAUUUAAAGGACUUAACAAGCUUAGAUAUCUGUCUUUAAAAAAUGUAAAGCUAAAAUGUAUUGCUGUAAAUGUUUUUUUUGGAUUAAACAACCUCAGCCAGUUAAUCUUAAGUUAUAAUGAUUUAGAAAAUAUCAAUUCCAGCACUUUUACUUUAUUGAACAAUUUAAUGUAUCUGCAGCUAGACAGAAAUAAAAUAACCAGCAUUGCUGAUAGGACCUUUGAAAAAAUGGGUCAGUCACUUAAAAUACUCAGUUUAGCAUUCAAUAAUAUGACAGAGUUGCAACCUGAAGUGCUCAAGCCCUUAGUGUCUUUAACGCAUUUACAGGUAAAUUACAAUCCUUGGAACUGCAGCUGCAAAAUGCUUGGGUUACUGAAUUGGUUGGCAUCGUCUCCUCUCUCUGUAAAAAUUCAUUGUCAGAAUCCCCUGAGUAUGCGUGGUAGACCUUUGCAUUACAUCAAGUGGACUCAGUUUGCAAACUGCAGUAGCCCCACGGCCAGCCCGGGGACAGCCUGGGGUCUGGGGUCCGUAGGUGUCCGUCACAGCCCUGCCACUGUGCUGAUGGCGUGGCACAAGGGGAACGGGCGCAACGCGCUUGAGCGGUUUGUCAGUGCAGAAACUCAACAUGUUGCUCUCUGGGACGGAACCGCAGCUACAUCUGCUAACCCACUGACCUUUGGUGAAAAUGCUGCUGAGGCUCCAUCACGGGCAACUACAGUAGUGUCAACAGUACCUGUGCGAAUGCCAGCGCAGGGUAUACCUGCUAACAGAACCCUAGGAGAAGGGUUAUUGCCAACAGAUGCUGCUCCUGUGUCAUUACAGACAUCCCUACUUUGUUCACAACAGGUUGAAAACCUGAAUCAGGCUUUUGACAUUUUACUAGCCUUUUUUAUUCUGGCUUGUGCUGUGAUCCUGUUCUUAACCUGUAAAGUUAUUCAGUUUAGGCAGAAACUAAAGGUUCUAGAAAACUCAGGGGAAAAGAGAAUAGAAUAUUACGGUUUUUAUCAGCCUGGCAGAUACAACAUAAGUGACCCAGUGCAGUCUCUAACUCGGAAUUCAGUGGGGCAUUCAGAACUCGAUCAAAUUAGGCUGCUCAAGCGAACAGCAUCCGAAAGUCAGGCACAGGUCAUAUUGUUUGAACAUUCGUCAUUGUAAUUUGUCUCAUUUGAUUUGAUGUUUACUUUAUGGUGAUCUGAAAUGUCAAGAAAUUAAGAACUUAAGAAUUUUUCAGAAAACAUCUUCACUGAUGAAAAUCAACUGGUUGGUAGACUUAUGGAAAAUGGUAUCAUUUGGGCUGUGCAUUAUUGAUUGCUUCCUGAAUAUUUUGAAGCUUAUUGAUUUUUAUUAGAUGUCAUUUAAAUCUGACACGGAUGGGUAUGUCUUCCUCUAUCCUUGUUGGAGGAAUUGUUCACCUACAACUCAAGUAUACAUGCAAUAUAAAGUACACCUAUAUUUAUUUUGAUUUUGCAGUACUUCAUGGUAUAAAUUUAUAUAGAAAUUCCAUAAUUAACUUGAAUCUUGAAGCCAUCAAAACAUCACGUUUUACCAGAAUCAUGAAGCCAGGGAGUGAGGAAAAAAGCAAUGCUUCAUUUAUUUAUUGUAAUGCAGUUUGUACUCUGCCUCUAUUAAUCAUCACAGUGGGGGGAAAAAAGCAUAUUUGCAUCUAGCAUGUUCAAACUCUCAAGGAAAAGAAACAUUUAAAAGGAUACAGAUUUCAUUUAUACCUAUGACAUACUUUAAUAUUAAAAGUUUUGUAUUCAGUCUGUAUAAUGAGUAUAUUAAAGUGAAUUUUUUGUUAGUGUGUAUCUGUAUAAUUUUAUGAUAAUAACUGGAGUUAAUGGGGAAACUGAAUUUCUAUUGGAAUGAAAAAUUGACCAAGUUUAUUAUGUGUAAGGUAAU